AUUUUAUAUGAUCUUUAAGGAUAGGUGGUGAAGUUUCUCUUUCGCUUCUUAUGGUUGCUUUGUAACUGCCAGAGUUAUGGAUUACUCAGAGGUUUAUAUUUAUGGGCAGGACUUGCCCAAUGUUUCACCGAGGAAUGACUCUACCAGCUUCGAAAAGAACGUUACCGUCCUCAAACAUGAAGACGUGAUAGAAACUAAUGGUAUGUUAUUAUCACCAAACAACAUUGAGUUGGCGCAAAUAAAGAAGAAGGAGGGACGCUACAAAUCACGUGUUCAAUUUAACAAAGAUAUGGAUGAAAUUGCUGUAAGAGAGAGACUCAAGAAUGACGUACCCAUUUUAAAAGACGAAAGGUUUUGUUGUGCAGCAAGGAAAAAUCAGGGUACAGCAGAACUUGACCUCGUUGGCAAUCCCCGUGUUUGGGACGGAAGAUUUCAAUGGUUUUCAUGACACCGAAGUUCAAGACUUUGACCUUGACAAGUUUGUGGAUGACAGACUCUCUGAAGAACAGACUGGGAAAAAUGAAAAGGUACUUAAACUUUUAUCAUCGACCGAUGAUAAUCGAGGACAAAGUAAGUUUCGGGAAAGUCAGGUCAUAAAAGAUGUUACAGAUUCUUCCGGACAAACUGACAGUGGUGCUUGCUCAGAGGAUAACACGGCCAUUGGGCAACCAGAAUCUACACCAGUUCGUGAGGCGAGAAUGGAUCCCAGUGAGGGGCCCUUAACGGGCGGUGGAAUGUUCACUGCAGAAGUUGAUAUAGAACUCCCACAGUCGAUGGAAAUUGGUUGGGCAACGUUUGGGCAUAGAGCGGUGAAAGUGAAAGUAUCAGCGGACAGACUUAGCAUUUUUGGAAAGGAAAUUCCUGGUGGUGACAAGCCAGGACCUGUUCCCGUCAUCAUUACUACGCUGUACGGUGAUCCUGUAGCAAAGGGAAUAUAUACUUACAAGGAAAGGAGACCGGAAUAUCCAAAGAAUAAUGUGCUGAACAAGUUCCCUAAACGAACGCUGAACGAUAUUGAGGCGGGUUUGGAAGAGACUUUAAAGCGUAUCAAGAGUUUGACCAACGAGAGCCAGGGAAGUGAAGAAAAAACAAGUGAAAAUUAUCAUCAGAUAGAGAUACUGUUUCAAUUGGUUGAUGGUCUACGGCGUGUGGUUGAUACUGUAGCUUCAAUCUACUCAUCGGCUAGACCGUUCGUCUCUGGGGAAUCCUGGGAGGAGAUAGCCAUGUAUCUUAAAGAAAUAGCCAAAAGACUCCCUGUGGAAGAUGAAACAAAGCCCUUGCUGUUAGCUAGAGAUGUUGAAAAAAAACAAACACAGUCCGUGUCAAACCAAGUGGCGGAAGAUCAAGCUUCCGAAGAGGAGUAUAUCGGAGAGGCUGAAACAUUAGAGCAAGAUUCGGAGAGUGAGAGCACUGAUGAUAAAGAACAUUUUAACGUAAAACUUUUCAAAAAAGUACUGAAAGAUCAUUCCACCUCAGAAAAGGGGUAUUUGGGAGAUACUGAAAUAUCUGAAGAUGCAGAAGGAGAAUGCAGUGAUGGCGAUGUUCAUUUGGAACCAGACAAUGAUGAAGGUGUCUUGUCAUCGGGAAAUGAGGAGAAACCAGGAGCAAGUGACUCAGGCAAGGAAAGUAAUCGGAGGGACACCUACUCAGAGGCUGAGCUUUUGAGACCAAGAGCACCUUCUACGGAAGAUGCUGACAAGAGGAGAAGACCCAAAAGAAGACGUUCAGAAUCCAGGUCUGCCAGACGAGAAGAAGUGCGUCAAAAACUGGAUAAUGAACUAAAAUUGCACAAAGGACGAGCCAACACCCCAGUUGAGAAAAACGAAGCCCUUGAGAAACAAUUCUCUGAAAAAGUUCACACACGGUAUUACUUCCUUCACUUGACAUACCUUGCCAGGCCACAAAGAAAAUUGAAGGAAGAAAAGUUUCCAUUAACGGAAAGGCUAAUACAACUCCGACCAAACGAAUACAAAAUGAUAAAAAGUAGGAGUGAAAGGAAAGAUCAAUUAAUAAAAAUGUUAGAAGACCUCCAAGAAGACUUAGACGAAAUAACACAAGUUAAGGAGGAUGCUGAACAGCAAGUAGAGAACAUGGAAGUAGAGUCAAAGGUAAAAGAUGAAAAUGUGAAAGAGCUGGAAGAGUAUUUGCCUACAGGUCUACAAACUCUGGGUGAGGACUUACGAACCAUCCCCUGUAAAUGGGUCAGUUUAUGCCUCGAGUUUUUCUUGACAGAUGCAAUACUUGGGGAAGGUGCAUGGGAACAGAUAUCCAAAGUGACAAGCCAUGAGUUUAAAAGCUUCAAACAACUUUGCGUGCAGCAAAAUCUCAAGGAGCGACCUAAUAUGCAACAAAUCAGAUUCGAACUAGAGGCCUCGCUUGACCCCCAAUCUGAAAGGGAAGACGCUCAACUAUCAAUUGAAGCGAUAAAGCAAAAGCUGAGAGGUAUUGUUAUAGAAAGUAACGACGAGAAUCAGCCAAGGGAAAUACAUCAAGCAGCAAAUGAACCGCACAUGACGAGUGGCAUGCAACCAAGUCGAGAGGUAACUGUCUGGAUAAUCUCACCUGAUCAACUUGAGCUUAGACAUGAAAUGGUUGUGGAAUGUGCAUGGGGAAAACCUCUGCUGGUAAGAUUUGGAGGCUGCAAAGUGCCUGUGAAACAGGGUCGCAGCUUGAUUCACUUCUCUUCCAGAUUCUCAUGUGAACGAAAAAUGAAGGUUGCUUCAAGAUGCCGCCACCCUUGUUUGCUGCAGCUCACUGGGGCAACAAACGGUGAAAGAACUCCUUUGCUUGUAACAGAACUAAUGGAAACCAGUCUGCGAGCGCUAUUGGAGCCCCAAUUUCAAACUCUCCAUGAAUUGGGAGUCUCCAUUAGCUCUUUUGAUGAAACAACCACUACUGAUUACUUAAACUCCACUAUAUCUCCACUAAUCAUCCCCCGCUAUCUCAGCAGUGAUUAUGUGUCACUAUGGCCUCAUGGUUGGCAAUGGCGAGGCAAAGUCUAUGAAUAUGGCUCGGAUGAUUUUCUUCCGCAAAUAACGACACCUAGAGCAAGGAUCUAUCAUGCUCCUGAAGCAGUUACUGAAGACAAACAGACAAUCAAGAUUGAUGGUUACAGUUUGAGAUUUAUUCUUUAUGAAAUGUUGAGAGGUUCUGCUUUGAAAACUAACGAUGGGGAUCAGCCAAGGGAAAUGCACCAAGCGGCAAAUGAAUCCAUCAUGACUAGCAGCAUACAACCAAGUCGGGAGAUACCUGACUGGAUCAUUCCACGUGACCAAAUUGAGCUGACAUGUGAAUUUCUUGGCAAAGGAAAUUGGGGCAGGGUCUCAAAAGGCUUAUUCCAUGGCUGGGCCGUAGCAGUGAAGCAAAUCCAUAAGCUCACCCUUUCCCUUAAAAACCCCUGUUUGCUGGAACAAGAAACGGAGAUUGUUUCACGAUGCAGCUGCCCUUUGAAUGUGACAGAGCUCAUGGAGACAAGUUUACAACUACUGUUGACUUCGAGAUCUCAGUCAAAAGCAGAAGUCUGUGCUAUAUCUCUGGAUGUGGCUUUGGCACUGAACUACCUUCACAACAGAGAACCGUCUCCAAACAUUCACCGAGACGUCUGCACUGGCAGUUUGUUACGGCGACAAGAACAUCAACGGAGAGGACAGUUGAAAGUUUUAAUCCCCACAACGUUCCAACAAGAAAUCAUGACAACAGCUCCUGAUAACAUGCUGUACAGCGCACCCCAAGCAAAAGGAACGAAGCAUGCUGUCGAGGAGCUGAAGAAAUGUGUUGAUGCUAGCAGCCAGAUUGUAGCAGAAAUGGGAACAUCAGCAAAAGAAAAAAUCUAUGAUUUUUCGGACAAAGAGCGGUAAAUUUUAAAGGAGUUGGAGGAGAUGCA
Stylophora pistillata is the source of this 3883-nucleotide messenger RNA. RefSeq lists its product as uncharacterized. The record is from RefSeq and is a predicted model, not a curated record. NCBI's taxonomy places the organism in Eukaryota, Metazoa, Cnidaria, Anthozoa, Scleractinia, Pocilloporidae.